UUUAUUUUGAAAUGCGUUAGACCCGGAAGUUAAAAAAAAGUCCACUGUGUAAUUUCCGGUCAGGAGAGCCGAGUACAGCUGUAAGAUUUGUUCGACGAUGACGUCCACAGAGCCGGACGUCGAGCUUCAAAAGGUGUGUGCUGCAGCAGAGAUGCCGUAUAAAGAGACGUCUCCGGACUCUAAGUGUCCGAUCUGUCUGGACCACUUCAGGAACUUGUCUUACGCGGACAGGUGUUUCCACCGCUUCUGUUUCCGCUGCAUCCUGGAGUGGGGCAAGAACAAAGCCGAGUGUCCCCUGUGUAAGCAGCCCUUCAGCUCCGUGUACCACUCCGUCCGGUCCGAGCAUGACUUCAAAGUGUAUGAGCUGCGUCCGGCCGAGAACGGAUCCUUCGGUAGUGUGCAGGGUCAGAGGUUCCGCUACCGGACCACGCUAACACACAGGCGCCGCUCGACAGCACAGAUGCACAGGAGCUCGCGCCAACAGGAAGUGAUGUGUUUUCGGCGCUGGCUGUAUCGAUGUGAUGUGCGGGUGCAUGGCGUGCGAGACGGAGGUCGUUCUCGCGACAUGUCUGCCGAAUUCUUCCGUAAAAAUCCGGCUUGUCUGCAUCGACUAGUUCCUUGGCUGAAGCGGGAGCUGGCGGUGCUCUACGGCUCACAUGACUCAGUUGCUGAUGUCGUUCUUCACCUGAUAUUAUCUAUGAUCACACGUCAUGAUAUACAAGAUGAGGCCUUCCUGUUGGAACUCCGCCCCUUUCUGUCAUCAAGAACUGAGCACUUCUUGCAUGAAUUCCUGAGUUUCGCAAAGUCACCUUUCAACAUGGAAGCGUAUGAUCGCCACGCUGUUUAUGACUGCCCCGCCCCCUCUCAUGUUUCUGCCGUCUCCGAGGAUGAUGGUGACCUUAGCUCUGCCCCUUCACCCUGGGACGAUGAAACUCCAGGUCCAAGCUAUUCUAGUGCCACGCACAGUGUGUUUACUGUAACCAUUAGUGACUCAGAUGUAGACAGCACAAGUGAAGAAGAAGAAGCAGCAGAGUCUGUAAGCAUUAAUGCUAACAGUAAUGUCACCAACUCUCGAGCAGACGAGGAGGAUUACAGCAGCGAUGGAGACUGUGUCAUCAUAGGCUUCAUCAAACCCAAUGCACAACGGACUCCUGAGCUCAUCCACCUGUCUUCUGAUUCUGAAGCAUCACCGCAAGAAGAUCCAGAACCGCCUCCCCCCAACAAAUCAGACAGGAGAGAUCUGACCAAUCGGAGAAGUAGGAAUAGAUACGACAUUGUCUCCCAUUCUGCUACAAAACACAACUCUACAAGAAGAGACGGGAGCAGGGAUGGGAGCAGGGACAGGAGCAGGGGUGGGGGCAGGAGCAGGGACAGCAGCAGGGACAGCAGCAGGGACAGGAGAAGAGGUGGGGGCAGGAGCAGGGACAGGAGCAGGGACAGGAGAAGGGGUGGGGGCAGGAGCAGGGACAGGAGAAGGGGUGAGGGCAGGAGCAGGGACAGGGAGAGGAGCUGGGGCGAGAAAAGGGACGGGAGCAGGGACUGGGGUAGGAGCAGGGACUGGAGAAGGGGUGGGGGCAGGGACUGGAGCAGGGGAGGAAACAGGAGCGGGGACAGGAGGAGGGACGGUAAUUAUUUCAAAUGCAGCUACAGGUGGCGCUCUCCCUCACUCAGCUAUAAGGACAAAAGUAAAAGAAGGAAAGCAAGCAAUCACAGCUCUCCAUUUGACACAGUCCGACACAGGCACAGCAGACACACGAACACACACUACAGACGAGACAUGCCACAGCGAUCACGUGCACGCUCACCAUCUAGGACUCAUUCGCGCUCAAGUUCUAGAACUCGUCUGCUCUCAAGGUCUAGUGCUCAUUCACGCUCGAGAUCCAGGACUCGUGUACCCUCCUACACAGGAAGUUGGACAAGACAAGCUUCUCCACAGAGCAGGAAACACUCUAAGUGCCUCUCUGUAAGCCCCUCCCCUUCUUCACACAGGAGUUCAAGCCACAGCAAACCGAACAGAAAGCAGAAGCAUAAAUCUCUUCAUCGAAUGAGGAGGAGCAAAGACAAGCAUCAUGUUAAAAAGAAAAAGAAGGAGAAGAAGAAGAGGAGGAGGAGGAGCUUAAGCACGGAGGUCAGUGCUGAGCGUAGGAAACAUCAUAAGAAGAAGAAAAAACACAAGACAGCGAGGAAGUACAGGAGUGAGAGGACGGGGCAGAGCUCAGAGGGGAGAUCACCCACUGUCAUAAACAUCAUAAACAUUAGCACUGAAACACAGUCUGAGGAGCCGCCGAGUUCCUCCUGUGGGACACCAUCUCAAAACACAGCUUCAAACUCUGCAUCUGAUGAAACUCCCCUGAACGAUUCAGCAACACUCCGUCGUUCCAGUUGAAAGCAUCUCUGACAAAUUUGGUUCAUAAAAUCUUAAAACUCAUAAAAAAUACUCUGUGAUGUGACGAUUCAGAUGAAAGAGUUCCGUCAUUUUAGAAGAUUGUUAAUUAUACUAAUGACAUCAUGUAUUUCCGGUUGUUGCCAUGGAGACGGGACAGACGUCCGUCCGGUCUUCGCCCCAUAACCACACUGUGGCUCACACAGUGCUCCUGAAAUCAAUUUUUAAAAGUCAGAUGAAUUAAUGCUUAUUUUUCAGACUGCCUGUAAAUAUUAAAGAUCAUUCGAAAUGUU
Messenger RNA from Tachysurus fulvidraco (yellow catfish), 2676 nucleotides. It is a transcript of the gene toporsa, whose product is annotated as topoisomerase I binding, arginine/serine-rich a. The record is from RefSeq and is a predicted model, not a curated record. Gene Ontology annotation, biological process: protein monoubiquitination; protein polyubiquitination. Bases 98 to 2386 code for a protein of 762 amino acids. Gene Ontology annotation, molecular function: ubiquitin protein ligase activity; metal ion binding. Lineage: Eukaryota; Metazoa; Chordata; Actinopteri; Siluriformes; Bagridae. The transcript has 2 exons.